UGUACUUGUUAUGUGGGAAACUGGCAUUGUUGUGGUCUUAUUGACGACCCACUGGCUCGAUAUUGGAGCGGGUUACGAAUCUGGUUAUCCAGAAAAGUGUAUUAGCAGACAACUUAUCAAUCGUUAUCAGUUGAAUGAAGAAAUUUACGGAGUUAAAGAAUGCGGCGGUAAAAAUGAAAAUCAGUUGCGUAAAAAACGUCGUGUUGACCACACAUUCCAUGGUAAUCCAAAGCCACGAGGAGAGCUUUUGACCAUGAAGUUUCACGUAAAUUCCUACAACUUUGAUCAGACAAACUCCCUGGUGGGGCUGGUUAACAAAAUUGCCCAAGAGUACCUAAGUAAAUGCCCUCCGGUCAUAUAUUAUGACAGUUUUGUGGAAAAAUCAGAUGGACUGAUUCUUGAAAAUUUGUUCAAGACCAUACCUAUUACUUUCUACCAUGGCGAAAUAAAUGAUGACUAUGAAUCGAAAAAUUCCCGUUUUACAAGCCACAUUGAUAGCAAUUGCAAAAGUUACAUUCUGUUCCUUUCGGACCCACUUAUGACGCGAAAGAUUCUCGGUCCUCAAACAGAAAGUCGUGUGGUGCUUGUCUCGAGGUCCACACAAUGGAGACUCCGGGAUUUUUUAUCAUCGGAGCUGUCCUCAAACAUAGUAAAUUUACUAGUUAUCGGAGAGUCACUAAUGGCUGACCCAAUGCGCGAGCGUCCCUACGUGCUCUACACCCAUAAGCUUUACGCAGAUGGCCUUGGCUCAAAUACUCCCGUAGUGCUCACCAGCUGGAUAAAAGGCGCCCUAUCGCGACCGCACAUCAAUCUUUUUCCACCGAAGUUUCAAUUUGGUUUUGCGGGCCACAGGUUUCAAAUUUCGGCAGCCAAUCAGCCGCCCUUUAUCUUCCGCAUUCGGACUUUGGACUCCUCUGGAAUGGGUCAGUUGCGCUGGGACGGAAUGGAGUUCCGACUGCUGACCAUGAUAUCGAAGCGAUUGAACUUUUCGGUAGACAUUACUGACAUCACAUCAACGCAGGCCUUUACGCGUGGAGUAGUUGAUACCAUUCAAAAGCAGAUUGUGGAGAGGACAGUGGACAUAGGAAUGUCGGGAAUUUACAUAACUGAAGAGCGGCUGCAGGACUCCGAUAUGUCGGUAGGACACUCACGGGAUUGUGCCGCCUUCAUAACACUCGCCUCAAAGGCACUGCCCAAAUACAGAGCCAUCAUGGGUCCGUUUCAGUGGCCUGUCUGGGUGGCUUUGAUUUGCGUGUACCUUGGAGGGAUAUUUCCGAUCGUCUUUACUGACCGUUUGACACUUAGCCAUUUAAUGGGCAACUGGGGAGAGGUGGAGAACAUGUUUUGGUAUGUGUUUGGCAUGUUCACAAACGCUUUCACCUUCACUGGCAAAUAUUCGUGGAGCAACACGCAGAAGAACUCCACACGUCUUCUGAUUGGAGCCUAUUGGCUGUUUACAAUUAUUAUUACAUCAUGUUACACAGGUUCGAUUAUUGCAUUCGUAACGUUGCCAGCGUUCCCCGACACCGUGGAUUCUGUGCUGGACUUACUGGGCUUGUUCUUUCGCGUGGGAACACUAGACAAUGGUGGCUGGGAGACCUGGUUCCAGAACUCCACCCACAUUCCCACGUCCAGGCUAUACAAGAAAAUGGAGUUUGUCGGGACCCUAGAGGAGGGCAUCGGCAAUGUAACGCAAAGCUUCUUUUGGAACUACGCCUUUCUGGGUUCCAAGGCUCAGCUUGAGUACCUGGUGCAAUCUAAUUUUUCGGAUGAAAAUAUUUCGCGCCGAUCGGCGCUCCAUUUGAGUGAAGAGUGUUUUGCUCUGUUCCAAAUAGGCUUUCUCUUUCCCCGAGAGUCUGUGUAUAAGCGCAAGAUCGACUCGAUGAUCUUGCUGGCACAGCAAAGCGGCCUUAUUGCCAAAAUCAAUAAUGAAGUUAGCUGGGUUAUGCAGCGUUCGUCCUCAGGUCGCCUUUUGCAGGCCAGUUCUUCGAACUCCCUGCGAGAAAUAAUCCAGGAGGAGCGCCAGCUAACCACGGCGGACACGGAAGGCAUGUUCCUGCUCAUGGCGCUUGGGUAUUUCCUGGGCGCCACUGCCCUGGUGUCCGAGAUCGUAGGCGGCAUAACGAACAAGUGCCGUCAAAUAAUCAAGCGCUCCCGCAAGUCGGCCUCCAGCUCUUGGUCAUCCCGCCACAGCUCGGCGGCAAGUGAGAUGGCACAGCGCACGGAGGCCGAGCAAUUGGCCCAUGAUGAACGGAAGGCCACUAGACGCGAAACCGCUGAAGAUGGCCAGAAGAUGAGUUUUGGAAUGCGGGAGUUCAAUCUCACCCGCACAACGCUGCGCGAGUUGUAUGGAAGCUACAGCAGACCGGAUCAGAGCUUUGGUCAGCAGGUUGCCGAUCACGUACAGUUGCAUUCCAGAGAAGGGAAAUACAACUACUUGGAUGAAGAGGAAUCUCGGGAAGCAAUCGCAUCUCUAGAGCGUUUAGACGAUUUUAUGGCCCAAAUAGAGAGUGAUCCUUCAGGGGAAUUUAUCCCUGAUGAAUUGUUUGGGUCCAACACAGAAAAAGGGGCCAUGCCUGAAAACCAUUAAGAGCACUAAUACAAAAAUGUCUAAAAUCUUUUAAUUUAAAUAUGAGUGUACAGUGGCUUAUUUAAACCACUUACUAUCAAAAACUUUAAGAGCCUAUAAGAAUUAAAGUAAAUGAGUU
Messenger RNA from Drosophila rhopaloa, 2708 nucleotides. It is a transcript of the gene Ir21a, whose product is annotated as ionotropic receptor 21a. Bases 11 to 2590 code for a protein of 859 amino acids. NCBI's taxonomy places the organism in Eukaryota, Metazoa, Arthropoda, Insecta, Diptera, Drosophilidae. Gene Ontology annotation, cellular component: membrane. The record is from RefSeq and is a predicted model, not a curated record. The transcript is spliced from 5 exons. Gene Ontology annotation, molecular function: ligand-gated monoatomic ion channel activity.